CAAACACACAGAUAAGAACAACAGCAGGAAUUGUGUUACUCUUGUAAUACAAGGUCACCCCCCGCGUCCGGAUUUUUUUUAUCGUUCUUACAGUCCAAAAUGGUCAAGGUUUUUAUUGUUCUUCUAAGUUUUAUUAAUGGAGCUUUGUCCGUGGGACCAAGAUGUCUAGGUUGUACUGGAGUACCACUGUUGACAGAUUGUAACAACAUCAUAGAGUGUGGAAAUGGCGAGGCGUGUUAUACACAAAAGAUCACCACUGACGCAGCGACUAUAGUAUACGAUGCAGGCUGUCUUAGCUUACAGGUUUGUAACGUCAUUAGUACCAUCGGAAAGAAUACCGGGUUAGGAAAACGAGACGUUACCAACUGUUAUGAAUGCUGUCCGGAAACCAAUCAUACCCUGACCACUCCGCCAUGUAAUGCAAAGCUGUGUGGAAUCCAUGAGCGCUCGGAACCAAAGUGCUACAUGUGUGAUGACGUCAUGAAGCCGGAGAAUUGUAGGACCACUGGGUAUUGUGAUUUAGAUGAGCAAUGUUUCACAGAAAAAUUAACCAAUCACGCUACAGGAGAGAUUCGAUAUAAGCUUGGAUGUCAACGGAAGGCGGUUUGUGCUAGUCUCGCAUUGUAUCCCACGCUUCCCAACUCCGGAAGUUGUAACGAAUGUUGUGAUGAAAACUACUGUAACAUUGGACUGUGUAAACAAUCAAUCUUAGGAAAACCUAAUUUUACCUCAACCCCUGGGAAUUUCACAGUGGAUUCACAGACUAGUGUCACGCUGACCUGUUCUGUGGACCCUAAAUCUCAGGCAACUAUCAAAUGGUCGUUUGAAUCGCUUUUAGGUCCACAGCUUGGCGUGAGUCCAAAUGGCAUAACGUUGGGCAACCAAACUUCUUUGACUUUGACGGCGGACGUAACGUCGUUUGGAGCCUACACUUGUACAGCAACUAAUACCAAUGGUUUUGUGACGGCAAAAGGAUACCUAUCACCCAAAAUUCCUAUUACAACCCCAACAACAACUACAAUAACCACGCUCACAACAACAACGACCACUCCCACUACAACAACGACCACGCCCACAACAACAACCACGCCCACUACAACAACGACUUCGCCCACUACAACAACGACCACGCCCACUACAACGACUUCGCCCACUACAACAACGACCACGCCCACUACACUUUCCACUUCAGAUCCGUGUCCCAAUGGAUGUUGUGACACUGACCCAAAAUGUCAUGAUUUUACGUUUAUUUCAACGGCAUGCCUCCAUCAUGGGACAGCAUUGCAAUGUCCAUUUAUAUGUGGCCUCUGUUCCCAGAGCACAACCCCUCCUCCAUGUAAACCGGACACUGAUCCCAGAUGUCAUGAAUUUAAUUAUGUAAUGUCUGCUUGCUUAGAUAACGAAAAAGCGAAAACUUGUCCUAAGACGUGUGGUCUUUGUUGAUAGAUUAAGAAUAAAUGUAACAAAACUAGU
Molecule: messenger RNA, 1473 nt
Organism: Magallana angulata
Lineage: Eukaryota; Metazoa; Mollusca; Bivalvia; Ostreida; Ostreidae
Product: salivary glue protein Sgs-3-like
Exons: 11
Coding region: 100-1443 (447 amino acids)
Source: RefSeq, a predicted model, not a curated record